This is a messenger RNA of Lepus europaeus (European hare), 2296 nucleotides long. It is a transcript of the gene SMARCE1, whose product is annotated as SWI/SNF related, matrix associated, actin dependent regulator of chromatin, subfamily e, member 1. NCBI's taxonomy places the organism in Eukaryota, Metazoa, Chordata, Mammalia, Lagomorpha, Leporidae. Gene Ontology annotation, cellular component: SWI/SNF complex. Gene Ontology annotation, biological process: negative regulation of DNA-templated transcription. Bases 318 to 1553 code for a protein of 411 amino acids. Gene Ontology annotation, molecular function: nuclear receptor binding; nucleosomal DNA binding. The record is from RefSeq and is a predicted model, not a curated record. The transcript is spliced from 11 exons.
UGACGAAUCGGCGCCCGACUGAGAAAGUAUCCGAAUCCAAGGAGCUUUGUGGAACGUACGGGGUCUGAAAAAAAAAUCCUUGGCCGUACUAGGCGUCGCCGCGUCCUCGGGAGCGGCUUUAGUUUUUUUCCGAAGACGGUCGGUGGGGCCUGAGAAGAAAUUGAGGAAAAGUGUGGAAAGUGCGAGCGCGGAAGCUCCGGACGCGAGGGGCGGGGCGUGCGCGGGACAAAGGGAAGCGAAGCCGGAGCUGCGGGCGCUUUUUCUGCCCGCGGUGUCUCAGAUUCAUUCUUAAGGAACUGAGAACUUAAUCUUCCAAAAUGUCAAAAAGACCAUCUUAUGCCCCACCUCCCACCCCAGCUCCUGCAACACAAAUGCCCAGCACACCAGGGUUUGUGGGAUACAAUCCAUACAGUCAUCUCGCCUACAACAACUACAGGCUGGGAGGGAACCCGGGCACCAACAGCCGGGUCACGGCAUCCUCUGGCAUUACGAUUCCAAAGCCCCCAAAGCCACCAGAUAAGCCGCUGAUGCCCUACAUGAGGUACAGCCGAAAGGUCUGGGACCAAGUAAAGGCUUCCAACCCUGACCUGAAGUUGUGGGAGAUUGGAAAGAUUAUUGGUGGCAUGUGGCGAGAUCUCACUGAUGAAGAGAAACAAGAAUAUUUAAACGAAUACGAGGCAGAAAAGAUAGAGUACAAUGAAUCCAUGAAGGCCUAUCACAACUCCCCCGCGUACCUGGCUUACAUCAAUGCGAAGAGCCGUGCAGAAGCUGCCUUAGAAGAGGAGAGUCGGCAGAGACAGUCGCGCAUGGAGAAGGGGGAGCCUUACAUGAGCAUCCAGCCUGCGGAAGACCCAGACGAUUAUGAUGAUGGCUUUUCAAUGAAGCACACAGCCACCGCCCGGUUCCAGAGAAACCACCGCCUCAUCAGUGAGAUCCUUAGUGAGAGUGUGGUGCCCGACGUCCGGUCAGUGGUCACGACAGCUAGGAUGCAGGUCCUUAAACGACAGGUCCAGUCCUUAAUGGUCCAUCAGCGAAAACUAGAAGCUGAGCUUCUUCAAAUAGAGGAGCGACACCAGGAAAAGAAGAGGAAGUUCCUGGAGAGCACAGAUUCUUUCAACAACGAACUGAAAAGGUUGUGCGGUUUGAAGGUGGAAGUGGAUAUGGAGAAGAUCGCAGCUGAAAUCGCGCAGGCGGAGGAGCAGGCCCGCAAAAGGCAGGAGGAGAGGGAGAAGGAGGCAGCGGAGCAAGCAGAGCGCGCCCAGGGCAGCGGCAUUCCUGAGGAGGAGCACGCGGCCAGCAAAGCCGAGGACAAGAAGGACGACGAGAGCAUUCCGAUGGAGACGGAGGAGACGCACCUGGAAGAAACGACAGAGAGCCAGCAGAAUGGCGAAGAAGGCACGUCCACUCCCGAGGACAAGGAGAGUGGGCAGGAGGGGGUCGACAGUCUGGCCGAGGAAGGAACCAGUGACAGUAACACCGGCUCGGAGAGCAACAGUGCCACGGUGGAGGAGCCGCCAACAGAUCCCAUACCGGAAGAUGAGAAAAAAGAAUAGAUGUUGCCUUGUUUUAUGUGUUCUAAAUACUUUUUUAAAUGAAAAAAAAAAUGUUUUUUGGUUUUAAUGGUGUUAUGUGGUUUGUGUAUUUUUUUUCCGUGUCCAUAUCACAGCACCAAAGGCUUUUUGGACCAUUUAGCAUCACGAGCCUAACGGCAGUCACCUUUCCUAGACGUGAACAUGGCUCUUUUCUUUGGAUCUUGUUUCUAGCCCUCAACUACGGAAAGCCUCAGAAUUUAGAUUAACUGAGAAAGCUUUCACCUCCUUUAGAAAAUCAUCCUUUGAUGCUGCAGAAUCUACUCUACAAAUGCCUUCCUACAGUCACUUGGGUGCUUCCCUAAGCCAUAGCUUUAACCCUCUCGGUCCUGGCAGCAGCCGCCAGAAAGCCCCGUCGCUCGUGUACUUGUGCAGAGAGUAGCUUCUCGAUGCGAUCAUGGGUCAGUGUGUAUUUGUUCUCACCCUUUUUCUAUUUAAUCAACGUCCGAUUCCAGGUGUGUGUGAAGGAGUGGCGUGUAGCCUGCAGCUGACUACAUGUGGAUCGUGUUGAUCCCGGGAAGCUCCCAGGGUUAGAGUAGCUCCCAGCUCCUGAAAAAGUUGUCGCAGUGGACACAGCACACACGCUAUCUCUACUACUUUUUUUAUAUAAUUGAUAUUGGGUAUGUUCUGGUAAAUUUAUCCUUAUUGUAUAGGGGGAAAAUUACCUUUUUUUUUUUUUUUUUUUUUUUUUUACCAGGUUUUCCAAA